AUGGCCGACGACGACCGCCGUCCCAAACGUUCUCGCUUCGACCAGACCGAGCCUGAGCCGCGCCGGCCUUCUCGAUUCGACCGUCGUUCUCGCUCUCCUUCCUCGCGACAAUCCGAAACGACUCGCACUCGCAGUCCUCUCAGUCGAGAGGCGCGCAGCCCCAGCGCAGGGACCCCGAAGAACUCCGCUGCGGAUCCCGCCGCUGCUGCCGCUGCCGCUGCGGCCAAGAUCAAUGCCCAAUUGCAAGCGAAGAAGGGAAUCCAGCACGUGGAUGUUCCUCCGAUCCGUUCGACUGACAGUCCCGCGCCCCAAUCCGGUUCGCCGUCCGGUGCAGAUGCUUCAGGGAAGUUGAAUGAGGAGAUAUAUGUUGCCGAUGGUGAUUAUAUCCGGGAUAUCGAGAUCAAUGACCUGCGCAACCGCUAUACACUGACUAAAGGCUCUACUCAAAAGAUGGUAAUUAUUCCUGUUGCAUCCGCUGAUAUUCCAGGCACCUUUGCUCGCAAACCGCCUUCUGCCGUGGCCAUUCUCUCUUUUCUUUCCUGCUUCUGUUCUUUCAUUUCUGUCUCUCGUUUGGUCGUGGCUAAAGCUUACCCGAAUGUCACCACUCGAGGAAAUUAUUACCCGGAUAAGAGCAUGGCCACCGCUGCGAAUCCCCCGCUUUACCUGCAUGUCACGAGCACGAACAAGGACGGGCUGGAGCAGGCCGUGGUCUUGAUCGAUGAACUCAUGAAGAAGGAACUCCCCAACUUGGUCGAUGAACGGCGAUUCCGUCGUCGGGAACCAGAGCCGGUGGAGCGUGACGAAUAUGGCCGUCGUAAAUGGCCCGAGGAGCGAAUCCCCGUGGACCUCGAGCCGCUUCCUGGCUUCAACCUUCGUGCGCAGGUUGUCGGACAGGGUGGCGCAUACGUCAAACAUAUCCAGCAGAAGACUCGGUGCAAAGUCCAAAUCAAGGGCCGUGGCUCCGGGUUCAUGGAAUCCAGUACCGGCAGGGAAAGCGACGAGCCCAUGUUCCUGCACGUGGCUGGGCCCGACCCCAAUGAGGUCCAGAAUGCGAAGGAGCUCUGCGAGGAUCUUUUGGCCAAUGUCCGAGAGCAAUACCAACGCUUCAAGGAGAACCCACCCCAGCACAACUACGGCGGCGGAGGCUACGGCCAGCACGGAGACCGUUAUCAAUAUGGAGGUGGGAAUUACGGCGGUGGAUACGGAAACCACCAGCACCAAAACUCGCCCUCUGCCUCUGCGACCCCGACUGCGCCUGCAGCAUCCACGGCGUCCGGAGCAGGAAGUCCGACGGACUACAGCGCCCAGUAUGCGCAAUACUACGGAUCCGACCCUUACGCUGCCUACGGCGGCUACCAAAACUACGUCGCCUACUACCAGUACUAUCAACAAGCUGCCCAGCAGCAGCAGCAACAGUCACAGAGCCCUGCUCCUCCUCCCCCUCCUCCGGCUAGCGAAGCGCCGCCUCCGCCGCCUCCUGGCUCGGGUUCUCCCCCUCCCCCUCCGCCUGGUGGCAGUGGCUACAGCGCCGUAAGGACAACAACCCCAAUCCCAGAUUCUCAAGCAGAUGGAUGA
Messenger RNA from Aspergillus steynii IBT 23096, 1575 nucleotides. RefSeq names its product KH domain-containing protein. Lineage: Eukaryota; Fungi; Ascomycota; Eurotiomycetes; Eurotiales; Aspergillaceae. Gene Ontology annotation, molecular function: RNA binding. The record is from RefSeq and is a predicted model, not a curated record. Bases 1 to 1575 code for a protein of 524 amino acids. The transcript has 7 exons. Gene Ontology annotation, cellular component: nucleus.